GUUGACGACAAUAAAGUUCAAAUUAUGUACAAGUUUAAGAUAAAAGAAUAUAACUAAAUGAGUCCCCGGCUGAGCAACAAAAGUAAACUGGACUGGUUUCCAUUCUCGGAGAUAUAACAAUAAUUCAGAAGAUAUAAUAUUAUUGGAGCUGACAUUUCUGAUGUAAGGUUUACAAGAACUUAUAAAAAAGUUUUUUUAUUAAGUCGGCAGAAGGCGGCCCAAUUUCGGUGUCCGGCCCACCGGGCUUUCGCCCGGAGUCCCGGCGGUCCCAUCCGCCCCUGAAAACUUGUGGUGUUUUUUGUAUAAUUGCUCUAAAUAUUUCAGUAUGAGCUGCUCAUCUGAUGCCUCAGAAAUCAUCUUCUAGAAAAUACUGUCUUAUUCGGGCAAAGAGAUAAUCGCGUUUAUUCUGGAUUUUACAAGAAUGGAUUACAGAUAUAUAAAGGACGGUAUCAGUUAGAAGUUUUAAUAUUGACUGUGAUACGAUUUAGAUAGUGAAUAUUGUAAACUUGUAAAGAAUUAAGUUGUUUGAGUUAAUUAGUGUAGUAAUCAGUGUCGGAGUGAAUAGUAACGUGGAAUAAAUUAUUGUUGUGUUAAUUGGACUUUGAAUUUGGAAUAAACGAACCCAAGAUUUCUGUCAAGCACCCCAGAGCCAUGACAUUGGUGUCGGAAGUGAGAUAUAAUUCGAGUACUGCAUAGUGAAAUCCGAUUGCAGAGUAGUCUGGACAUUAGUGUGGACAUUUAGUCAGUGUAAGCAGUGACAAUGAGAAGAAAAGACUUAACCGAUUGUGUAAAUUACCCCGGAAGUGACUGUAUACCCAAUUUUUACUGUGAUAGUGAAUUUUCAACUAGAAAGGAUACCACAUCAUUAAUGUCUGCUCUAGAUGGCCUAAACUAUAUCCGGAAAAGAAAAAUCCUCAUCAAAACUGAAGUUUUUGAGCUAAACAGUUAUUCAAUAAUGACAUAAUAUACUGGGGGGAUACGAAAAAUCAAUUUAUAUGCCACAGCGUUAGUCAUCAGCUGUAGAAGAGAGCAAUGCACACAAGUUAUCCCCUUUUAUUGAUCUAGAUAGAAAGGGGAGAAAAAUGGCGCUCGAUUUCGCUGCUACGUACAAAAUCCUCGUCCUGGGGGACUCUAAUGUCGGUAAAACUUGUAUUGUGCAUAGAUUUUGCGACGAGAGAUAUUACGAAACCUAUAUAUCGACUAUAGGUAUCGAUUUCAAACAAAAAAUUAUAAACCUCGACGGAGUUCCGAUAAAACUUCAAAUAUGGGAUACGGCGGGCCAAGAACGUUUUAGAACUUUGACCACGGCUUAUUACAGAGGUGCAAUGGGGAUUUUGCUACUUUACGAUGUGACUAAUUUAGAAAGUUUCAACCACAUUACUUAUUGGCUACAAAAUAUUGAAGAAAAUGCUUCACCUCAUUGUAUGACAGUUUUAGCUGGAAAUAAAUGCGAUUCCAAAGAUAGAAUAGUGGAUACUGAGAAUGGACAAAAGAUUGCUGAACAUUUUGAUUUGCCAUUUUUUGAAGUAUCCUGUAAAGACAACAUAAAUAUAGAGAAAUGUUUUAUGUGUUUAGCCAGGAAAAUUAGAGAGAAAAGAGAACAAAAGGGCUAUCCAUUCCUGGAUCCACCACCAAACGACGAAAAACCAGACCUGCUCAAACCCAAAUCUGAUCUUCGAGGGUGCUCUUCGUCGACUUGUUGAACUUUUCUUUAUUUGUAAGGGUAUUUUUUAGGAAGACUGCCACCUGUUUUUGCUCUUGUUUCGAAACUGUAUUUCUGUUAGUAAAAAAUUUACACUAAAUUAAUUAUUGGCUCAAAAAAAAAAAUUAACUAAAUGUAUUGCUACAUUACUGUGAUUUUUUGCAAAAGCAAAGCUGAUUGUCGCUAGAUUUGUACAGGGUGUAGACAAAAAUUGGUGUCUAUAAUUUGCGUGCUAAUUAAGAUUUCAUUCCUUUAAGGGAGAAGCCAGUUUUGUUCAAAACAGCACAAACGUUUUUUGUUCCAUUUCAGUAUCAUUUUUAAGACUGAUUAUUAUAAAAUGUAGUUUGUCAGACACAUUGUAUAUUUUUCAGUUGAAAAAUAGCACACUUUAGGAUUUAAAUAUAAAAGAACACUAUCUAUGCCAAUUAGUUCAUUUUGGAGAAGCUUUUGAAAAUACCAACACAUUAACAAAAUAUGUAGUACUGAUCACCAAAAAUCACCUCAAAUCAUACUGCCGCUAGUAACUUUUCUAAUACAGAUGUAAAAAGUGUUCUAACAUUUUUAAAAACCUCUUAAUAAAUGAAAUAUUAUUACAGGGAGUAUUAAGCAAAUUGGAUUUUCAAUUAUGAUCUAUUUCAGGUCCCAAUUAAAUUUUAAAAUAUUGUUACUGUUUAGAAUAUUCCAAAAAAUGUCAAUUAUUAUUUCAGAAAAACAUCGAAUUUAAUUAUUAAUUUUCUUCUUUCACUGCGUAUACGAAAAUUGCCUAAAAGAAAAAUUGCUAUUUAGCCAAGGGACCAUUUGCGAAAAAUAAUAAAUAUUCAAAUUGAUUGCAUUUAAAUUGUGAUAAGUUAAGAGUUUGCAAAUUUUAUGUAUUAUAUGCCCAUUUAAAUAAUUUUUAGAGUGUGAAAUUGGUAUUAAUAAAAAAUAUGAAAAAUACUAAACAUUUACUUCUCCACUCUGUGUCUUUAUUUGAAAAAAAAAAAAUAUAUAUAUAUUAUUGUGAAUUAAUAAAUAAUACAAUAAUUAGCAUAUUUUUUAUAUUCAAUAUCCUCAAUAAAAAUCGGAACACUAUUCACAGUUCAUAGUCCGAUUAAGGAAAUGAAUAUAGGUAAAAAAUAAAAUAACUUUUUCUUGUUUAAUCUAACAUUAUCACAUUAUACAAUAAUUUAUUUAUAUUUUAUAAAUUAAAUCUAGAUAUCGUUCAGCUAAAUGACUUUUACAGUGUGUCAAAAAGCCAAUUCUCAAUACAAUGAAAAUUAGCAUUAAUAAAUCUCAAUAAUGUCAUUAUCACUUGCAUUAGCGAAUAUUUGCCAAGAUAUAUUUUCACAGUUUUUUGACAAAAUUCGAAUUAAUAUAUCUUUCUGGUGUACUCGCAUAAAAAAAUUAUGAACAUGCUACAUUAAAAAAUAAAACAUACUUAGGACUAAUUUCUACCAAUAUUUUUGCACUCAAUUAUGAACUGAAUUCUUCAAAACUUGAAUUUGACAGUGUAAUUCUCAGCUACACUCAAGGAAAGCUUUGACACACUAUAGUAACAAGGGCUAGAAAAGUUUGCGUUAUGUAGUUAAAGAGUUAAUAGAGUUUUGGAGGCAUUAACAAAUCAAAUUAUCAAUUUUCCAUAAUUCAAAAAGAUACAAAUCAGUUGAAUAUUCUUGAAUCGCUCAGAGAUUUUACCAAAUAGAGCCAAAUUUUUAUUUUUCAGAAAUAAUUAUUGUUAAACCUCCGUAACUAGAAUAGCUCCAAGCAGAUAAAUAAAAGCGUCCUAAAAGAGUUUUGUGUGUGUAUACCUUUUAAUUUAGCAAUUAAAUUAUAUCCAUCUAUUGAAAUCAUAUGUUUAGAAAAAGUUGUCUUUACAAAAUAUUUAAUUGGUUGCCUAAGCUACAACGCAUUACCCCCCUUCUACGACUACUGGAAAUUCCAAUUAUUACUGGAGCCCGAUUGAUCCAUUUCAUUAUUAUCUCGACUACUGGAAGGGGAAGCACCAAAUAGAGACCGGAGCACAUUUUGUACGUUGACUGCUACAUUUAAAGAAAACAUUUUAAUAAUUGAAAUACUGAACUCUGAUAUAACGAACUUUCGGAGAUAACUAAAAAAAUAUUCACUCACUCCAUAGGUUUUUUUUUCACCAUUAAAAACCUAGAAAUAUCAAGCUUUGGUUGUUAGAAAAGCCUAUACAAGUUAGCUGGCCCGCAACUUUUCCUGAUUCAAUACACAGUACAAAGCAUCCAUUGGAUUCUAAUUGUCAUUCUGUGGAACACUGGAAAAGUAGUCAGCAAAAGCCUACAUUGGUUUAACUCGGUUUAUUAUCAUCAUAUCACCAGUGUAUUUGGUUUUACCCACAUUUGAAUAUGAGUGCAAAAUAUUUCACCAUCCUCUUGGCUCUAGCAGUUUAUUUUGUUCUUGAAAAGACCAGUUAUUCUCAGCACUUCUGUUGCUUCUAUGUAUGUAUAGUCCAUAGUUAUCUUUCUAGUUAUAUCACAUUCUAGAAUGAUUCAGUCAAUUUUUUACAGGCAUUGCAGAGAGCCCUCCAAAAGUUCCUUUCAAAGAUUGGCUUUUUAUGGGUGCACACUGGUUGUUUCUGUGUCAGGUGGGAAAAUUGACCAGCUUAAUGAGGAAAAAUGUACAAAAUAUUCCCUAUACUUAGAUGAGAUCAUAAUAAGAAAGUUCAUAACACCAAACAAAUACCUGCAAGGGUUAUGAUUAAAUAAUUGUUAAUUAAUAACCCUAUAUCAAAAAUACAAAAUAUCAGAGUUCAUUAUGUAUGUGGUCAAAAAUAAACCAAACAAAAUCUUACCUUGCCCAGCAGCAUUUUCUGCACCUGUAUGAUCAGCACCAACACUCUGACCUCCUCCCCCUUCACCAUCACCAGUUAAAUUUUGUCUACAAAUAGGACAGGUACCGUGAAGUUCAAGCCAGGGUCGUAUACACGCCUCGUGGUAUAUGUGAAGGCAAGGAAGUUGCCUCACUUUUUCCUGCAACGCAAACUGUUCCCAGCACACUGAACAUUGCAUAUUUUGGGCGACCUGCUCUUGAGUUACUUCUACCACUUGUAAACCGUCAAUGACUGCUUUAGAUACUGGCGGGGGUCCUGUGCUGUCCAUUUGAUUCAAUAACUGAGUGACUAUUGCGUCUAAGCCUUCCCUACCCCAAGCAUAAUCACCUGGGUUUCCCAAAAAUAACUGGACAUUUCCUGGACCUCCGAGGUUUACCCCUACUCCCAAAUUUAUUAUAAAAUCUUGGACUAGAUGCUCUAUGGGUAGUUGUUGUCUUAAAUUGGAGGAGGCUAAACGAGUCAAC
Messenger RNA from Ceutorhynchus assimilis (cabbage seed weevil), 4999 nucleotides. Lineage: Eukaryota; Metazoa; Arthropoda; Insecta; Coleoptera; Curculionidae. The record is from the annotation of a GenBank genome assembly.